Anolis sagrei ordinatus is the source of this 1505-nucleotide messenger RNA. The record is from RefSeq and is a predicted model, not a curated record. NCBI's taxonomy places the organism in Eukaryota, Metazoa, Chordata, Lepidosauria, Squamata, Anolidae.
AUGGAAUGGGCUGGUGUAGUCACCGUCCUCCUUGUUAUCUGUGUUUCUUGCCAUUUGCUCAUAUCAUCUAAGAGGAAACGAUUGCACAAGGGAAGGCUUCCUCCGGGACCCACUCCCCUGCCCCUGAUUGGGAAUUUCCUGCAGAUCAAGUCAGGAGAAACCUUAAAAUAUCUUCUCAAGCUUUACGAAAAAUAUGGCCCUGUUUUCACGGUCUAUUUGGGAACACGUCCAGUGCUGGUCUUGUGUGGACACCAAGCUGUGAAGGAGGCUCUAAUAGACAAGGCAGAAGAGUUCAGUGGAAGGAGUACCAAGCCUACAUUUGAGAUGGCUGUUGAAGGAUAUGGGGUGGGUUUUUCCAAUGGAGAACGCUGGAAGCAACUACGCCGAUUUUCCAUCACCGUUUUGAAGAAUUUUGGAAUGGGGAAAAAGUCUAUUGAGAAACGAAUCCAAGAGGAGGCCCAAUUCCUGCUGGAGGAAUUUCGUAAAAUGAAGGGAAAACCUUUAGACCCCACCGACCCUCUCAGGAAUGCCGUCUCUAAUAUCAUUUCCUCUAUUGUAUUUGGGGACCGCUUUGACUAUGAGGAUGAGGAAUUCCAGGCCCUUAUGAGGCUAAUAAACGAUUUCUACUGGGAAGCGAGAAACCCACUAAACAUGAUUUCUCUUCUCAUGCAGCUCUAUGACAUGUUUCCCACUUUUCUGAAGUACUUCCCAGGGCCCCACAACAGGGUCAAUGACAUUAUGUCACAUUUGUCUUGCUUCAUUGCCAAGAGAGUGAAGAAGAACCAAGAGACCCUUGACUCUAACUUCCCACGUGACUUUAUUGAUUGCUACCUCAUCCAGAUGGAAAAGGAAAAAGGCAAUCCACUUAGUGAAUUUACUAAUAAGAAUUUGGAGGUGAGCAUCUUUACUCUGUUUUUUGCUGGAACAGAGACCGUCAGUUCAACCCUGAGAUAUGGCUUCCUGUUUUUGAUGAAAUAUCCCGAAGUGCAAGCAAAAGUGCACGAGGAAAUAGAUCGAGUGAUUGGCCAUAAUCGCAUCCCAAACAAUGAAGACCAGAGGCAGAUGCCAUAUACGGAUGCUGUCAUCCAUGAAAUACAGAGAUUCUGCGAUCUCGUACCUAUGAAUGUGGCCCACAUGGUUACUUGUGAUACUGAAUUCAGAGGAUACUUUAUCCCUAAGGGAAUGGAGGUUUGCCCUGUGCUCAGCUCUGUUUUGCAUGAUCCCACAAUGUUUAAAAACCCCAAUGUUUUCAACCCAGAGAACUUCCUGGAUGAGAAUGGAUGCUUCAAGAAGAAUGAUGCCUUUGUGCCUUUCUCCUCGGGGAAACGGAUUUGUCUGGGUGAAUCAAUGGCCCGCAUGCAGCUUUUCCUCUUCUUCACCACCAUCCUGCAGAGUUUCCAGUUGAAGCCCCUUGUGCCCCCAGAAGACCUUGACCCAACCCCGCUGGAGACUGGAUUUAUCAGUGUCCCACCCAUUUAUCAACUCUCCUUCAUCCCACACUGACU